Pipistrellus kuhlii (Kuhl's pipistrelle) is the source of this 942-nucleotide messenger RNA. Its product is annotated as ADP/ATP translocase 3-like. NCBI's taxonomy places the organism in Eukaryota, Metazoa, Chordata, Mammalia, Chiroptera, Vespertilionidae. The record is from RefSeq and is a predicted model, not a curated record. Gene Ontology annotation, biological process: mitochondrial ADP transmembrane transport; mitochondrial ATP transmembrane transport. The transcript has a single exon. Gene Ontology annotation, molecular function: ATP:ADP antiporter activity. Gene Ontology annotation, cellular component: mitochondrial inner membrane. Bases 30 to 926 code for a protein of 298 amino acids.
CCCUUCAGCCCCCACCCUGCUCCACCACCAUGACGGAACACCUAGACUCCUUCAUCAAGGACUUCCUGGUGGGAGGCAUCGUGGCUGCAGUCUCCAAGACGUCCGUGGCCCCGAUCGAGCGGAUCAAGCUGCUGCUGCAGGUGCAGCAGGCCAGCCAGCAGAUCGCGUUGGACCGGCAGUACAAGGGGAUGGUGGACUGCCUGCGGCGCAUCCCCCGGGAGCAGGGCGUGCUGUCCUUCUGGCGGGGCAACCUGGCCAACGUCAUCUACUACUUCCCCACGCAGGCCCUCAACUUCUCCUUCAACGAGAGGUACCGGCGGGUGUUCCUGCGCGGCGUGGACAGCCACACGCGGUUCUGGAGGUACGUGGCCGGCAACGUGGCGGCGGGCGGGGCGGCGGGGGUCACCGCCCUCAGCAUCGUCUACCCGCUGGACUUUGCCAGGACCCGCCUGGCUGCCGACGUGGGCAAAUCCGAAGCCGAUCGGGAGUUCCGAGGCCUCGGGCACUGCCUGGUGAAGAUCUGCAGGUCCGAUGGCGUCCGGGGCCUGUACCAGGGCUACACCAUCUCCGCGCAGAGCAUCAUCCUCUACCGGUCCACCUACUUCGGCGUCUACAACACGGCCAAGGGCCUGAUCCCCGAGCUCAUGGACCAGCACUUUAUGGUCAGCUGGCUGAUCGCCCAGCUGGGGACAGCCAUGGCCGGCUUCUUCUCCUACCCCUUCGACACGGUCAGGCGGCGGAUGAUGAUGCAGUCGGGGCGCAGAGGGGCCGAAGUCAUGUACCGGGGGAUCAUUCACUGCGGGAAGCGGAUCCUCAGAGAGGAGGGGUUCAGAGCCUUCUACAAGGGCGCCUGGUGCAACCUGCUUCGGGGCAUUGGCAGCGGCUUCGUCCUGGUCCUUUUUGACGAGGUGAAGAAGGUCAUCUAGGCGCGUCCUUCCCCUG